Erigeron canadensis is the source of this 2069-nucleotide messenger RNA. Its product is annotated as F-box/LRR-repeat protein At3g03360-like. The transcript has 4 exons. The record is from RefSeq and is a predicted model, not a curated record. Gene Ontology annotation, molecular function: protein binding. The coding region runs from base 678 to 1676 and encodes 332 amino acids. NCBI's taxonomy places the organism in Eukaryota, Viridiplantae, Streptophyta, Magnoliopsida, Asterales, Asteraceae.
AUUGAAAAUAAUACAUUAUAGAUGAAAAAAAGUAUGGAAGUUUUGGAUCUUAAACGCAUGCAUUAUAGAUGAACAAGUGGUAAUUUCUAUUGUCCUUGGGAAACAUGGCUGUUACCGACUUGGCGACUUCUAAAUACUAUGUUAUGGACACUAGUAGCAUCUUCAAUGUGACAUGUGCAAGGUCACAUACAUAUACGAUAUGGUUUAUGGCAAAUAUACAUGGCUUGUGUCAUGGGUGUAGGAUUACAUAUAUAUCAUGACUCUAAGGAUAGAUUAUUUGUGUCCGCAUGGAACAACAAUGAUGGACGGCUUUUGGCAUUUCUUGUGCGUGAAAUUAGCAUCUUACACCGUCAGUCGAAGGGGAUUUCUGACAAUUGGAAUCGUCAAGUUUUUUGCAAAGUACCAAAGAUGAGACGAAAUGCAAGAAAGCGUUCUCAGGGCAGAUUCGUGGACAGAAAGAAUUGGGAUAAUUGAUCCCUGGGAUAAUAUCUCAAGAUUACCCGACCAUAUAUUGCACCAUAUGAUAUCUUUUCUUCCAUCUUCUGCAAAAGAACAGGUUCGGUCUUUGUCGAGAAAUUGGAGGCAACUUAAUAAGAAACCCAGAGAGCACUUUCUAUGAUUGGGCACAGAUUAGAUUGAGCAGGAGUUGUCUAGGAUUUUGGUGGACUUCCCCUCAGAUGAGACGAAAUGCAAGAAAGCGUUCUCAGGGCAGAUUCGUGGACAGAAAGAAUGGGAUAAUUGAUCCCUGGGAUAAUAUCUCAAGAUUACCCGACCAUAUAUUGCACCAUAUGAUAUCUUUUCUUCCAUCUUCUGCAAAAGAACAGGUUCGGUCUUUGUCGAUAAAUUGGAGGCAACUUAAUAAAGAAACCCAGAGAGCACUUUCUAUGAUUGGGCACAGAUUAGAUGAGCAGGAGUUGUCUAGGAUUUUGGUGGACUUCCCCUCAGUAGAGUUUCUUAGUUUAAAGAAGUGCUCAGGUAUGAGAACAUUGAGACUAGAGAAGUUAAAGUUGAAGAAUAUCGAGUUAAAGUAUUGCGUAAGCCUGAAGAACCUACAGCUUGACACACCAAAUGUUGAAGCUUUCCUUUUCCAUGGACCUCGUCUGAGGCCGUGCACGAUUGAGUUUGGUAUAUGCAAAAAACUGAAGGUUGUGCAUCUAGUUGGGGUUGCUAUGAACAAAGCGAUGUUCACCGACUGUAACAAAAAUUUUUCCCUUCUCCAACAAUUGGUGAUUGGUGGCUGUGAUUUCACGGGUUGUAUAAAGAUCUCCAGUAAUUCGCUUGAGAGGUUAUCUUUGUUGAGAUUCAACACUUCUGUGGCUAUCCACAUCAAAGCCCCAAAUCUAAGGUCUUUCGUGUACAAUGGCAGUACAAUCCCCUCUUUAAUCAUGCACUCUACUCAUCUCAUCUUAGCUGAGCUAGACCUUAGGCCGUACCAAGAGCGAGAUGAAAAGUGGGUCCCAAAAUUUUUGCAAAUGUUACGAAGGCUAAAGCAUGCUCAAAAGCUAAGGUUUCAUUCCAAGUUCGACGAGAAUAUCAUAGUUCCAAAAGAACUCAGAGAAACCCUGAACCCUCCCAUUGAUGGAAUGCCUUUUAUCGAAAUCAAGACUAAUUCCAGAUCGAACAAUAUUGUUCAUCUUACUGAUGCUAUGCUUUGGCUCUGUCCUCGGGGAAUCUAAUUUUCUCUUCAAGUAAGUGGGCCUGGGACUUCAACCUACAGUUGAUGCACGGGGAAUUCUCCAGUGCUCGUUCCAAUUCGUGCAGCUUCUGUGCCUCACAUACUUCAAGAUGCUGGCGCCAUUAUGUGAUAAUGUAUGAAGUAAGACAAACUUUUGAUGAGUUCAAGCUGGAAACAAUGGAUUUUCUUUUGGAUAAUCUACAAAAGGUUGGACGCCAUGCUGCCAGUAAUUAUUUAUUUCAGAGUUUUGAUAUCCUUUCAUAACUCUUCAACUAAUGUUUGAUUUAGAUUUGUGUCUAUUUCGUGGGAAAAAAGGGUGUUAUAGUAGUGGGCAUCAUUGAAACUGAGAUUUUUCUUUCUUUGAACUAAAAGUUGAUGAGCCAUGAUUUUUAUU